Pseudomassariella vexata is the source of this 1242-nucleotide messenger RNA. Its product is annotated as 37S ribosomal protein rsm25. Bases 187 to 939 code for a protein of 250 amino acids. The record is from RefSeq and is a predicted model, not a curated record. The transcript is spliced from 2 exons. Gene Ontology annotation, molecular function: structural constituent of ribosome. Gene Ontology annotation, cellular component: mitochondrial small ribosomal subunit. NCBI's taxonomy places the organism in Eukaryota, Fungi, Ascomycota, Sordariomycetes, Amphisphaeriales, Pseudomassariaceae.
UGAAAAGUUGCUCGGUGUCGGAACAUCGUUCUUACCACUCAAGGCGCUCUUUUGAAGAUCGCGAGGCUCGAAUUCGACAGCAUCGACGUGAUCGCAAUUGCAGGCAGUGUCGAGCUUCCGAGGCUCAUAUCUUCUGUCACUAUCGACCCCUGCGUGAACUGAGGACUUCUGGGUCCAUUCGCAGCAAUGGUCCGAAAACCGCAUCUGCGGCAAGUGCGGCCUGCGCGGGUCUACCAGACGGUGACCAAGCUCAUGGACCAUCGUGUCAUGCCUAAGCUUCGAGUUCAGCAGCCAGUAUGGUACAAAGUCGUUGAGUCGAUACCGCCCUCCGAGAUGAUCACGCGACCACUGCCUCCCCAACACAUAAUUCCGAAAGGAAAAGAGCGCAAGCCCAGCCGGCUAUACCAGCCCCAGCAACUCACAUACCCUGAAGACAAACUACGAAGGCGCUUCUACAGAGAUCACCCCUGGGAGCUGGCACGGCCGAGGAUGAUUGUCGAAAUGGACGGCAAGGAUAGUCAGCGAUGCGACUGGAGCAAGGGGUUGAGGCAACCCGGGAUGCAGUUGAGUGGUGAAAGCGUCGUCCAGCGUCAGUUGUGGCUGUUGGAAAACGUACCGGGAAUAGGCACGAACCAAGCCUACGACCAAGUCCGCCGCGAGUUCUACGCCUUGCGACAAGAAGAGGAGAUUGAGCGGAGGGUGGCCAGGGAGGAGGCGCGCAUGGUCGGUUCCUACUUUGGCCAGACCUUCAUCCAGGUGGGCAUGUUGCUCGAGGACCAGCAGUACGAGAAGUGGAAGAAGUGGGCCGAGGCACAGACGGCGCUCAUCAAAGCGGAACAAUCUGAGGCUUACGCCAGUUUCAGCAACGAAGACCCGGACAAUUUGGACGUGGAAGCGCUUGAUGAGGUUAUGGCGCAGACGCAGACUGCGUCGACGUAGGAUGGUGGAAUGUAGAGUAAGGUGUAAAAUGAUCAAAUGUGUACAAAACUUAGACACCAGGAACCCAAGCUUCGGAACUGGCCUCAUUUGACGUGCCAAGUCUCGUAUAUGGGCAGAGAUGCUUUUAGUUGACUAAACGACUCGCUUGGAAGUUGACGAGAGAACCAUGAACGAGCGCUGCUCCGGAGCAGUCUACUUGACACGACGAAAUGCAGCUUUCAAGUCGAAGCUGUGAUUUAGAACACUGCGACUGGGGGGCUACUUCGUACGCUUCUCCGGUAUUUUCAGAUUAUAUAGUAGAAC